AUGCUGAGUCCAUUAAAGCACCCUCGUUUAGGAUGGACCAACAAUGCAGCCGCCGCGACCAUUGCUAUAGAAACAGCCCAAUCAGAGGGGAUUCUGACAGGUCAUAACAUAACCGUUGUAUGGCGAGACGACAAGUGUAGUAGUCUAGGUGGUGCAGGGAAUGCAGUGUUGCUGAGGGACGUAGAUGAUGUGGAUGUUUACAUUGGACCGCCGUGCUCAAGUUCCACAGAGCCUGUCGGAUUGCUGGCAUCGUUUUGGAACUUUCCGAUUCUUUCUCAAGCGUCUUCUGAUCCAGGUCUUGCUGACAAAAGUGUAUACAAAACUCUUGUAAGACUAGGACCUCCUUUUAACAAACUUGGCAAUGCAAUGGUAGAACUUUUCGAGUACUUCCAAUGGAGAAGAGUUGUGGUUAUUUCCAGGCGAAAAAUUGACAACAAAAAAGUCUUCUGUGACUUCUCUUCAAGAUCCUACGAGAUACCGUUCCGCGCGAACAACAUCACGAUUGCUGACAGGAUCAUAAUCGAUGACGGGAUAUCAGAAGCCGAAAUAAACGAUUUACUCAUCCGAGUAAAGCAAAGGGGGAGAAUUGUGAUCCUGUGCUCGGAGAAUUUGGAAGAUAAACGUCGUAUUCUGGUGAAGGCCUAUCAGAAGGGUAUGAUGAAUAGCGAGUAUGUCUAUAUCACACCAGAUCACCUUCCGCCCUCAAACGUGGAAACUCCAUGGGUACGAGGUGAUGGGCUGGAUGACAUAGCAAUGGAGGCUUACAAAUCCGUGUUUCAGAUAACAGUGUCUGAUAUGGGUAGUGAGGAGGUGGAACAGUUCCGUAACAAUGUAUCUAUUAAAAUGGCGGAACCUCCGUGGAAUUACAAUGAGACACUCGUGUCAGGCAUAAAAGGAUCGGAAUAUUCACCUUUUCUACAUGAUGUAGUGUAUCUAUACAUGUUGAUACUGAAUGAGACGGUAACAGAGGGCAACGACCAUCGUAAUGGAACUCUCAUCUUCGACAAAGCCAAGGGCAAGAUAUUCAGAGGUAUUACCGGGAAUGUGAAAGUAGAUUCUAACGGAGACCGAGAGCCCGAUUAUUGGAUCUGGGAUAUGACUGACACUCGGUUCGAAGUGGUUCUAGAAGCUCAAAUGACCAGCUCAGAUAUACAGAUAAGUCAAUGCAAUGUCAAUGUCAAUUAUCAAUCAAGUGUAGAAAGGUAUUGUAUGAAAACCGUUUUUACAUUUCUCAGACGUGCUCGAUACGAGAAAGAGCUUGAACUUCACCUUUGGAAAGUGGAUUAUGAAGAAAUCAAAAUCACCAAGUCGCGAGUUAUUGGAAGCAUUAGCCAGCUCAGUCUCAAUACGAUCACCUCCACAAACGUUUAUACUAGCCAUCCAUCGGAGUCCUCAUUAGUUGUUGACCAGCAGGUGUUCUCCAAGAUCGGCAUGUAUAAGCACACUGUUGUCACUCUCCGGUCUCUGCCCAACAAAAACGUCAUCAGCCUCGAACGUCAAGAUUUAAAGGAACUGAAAGCUAUGUGGGAUUUAAGACAGGAAAACGUCAACGCUUUUGUCGGUUUCUGUCUUGAUGAGAGAGGGCCUUGCCUUCUGACAGUUUACUGUAGUAAGGGCAGCCUUCAGGACAUCAUUGAAAACGAAGACGUCAAACUCGAUUGGAUGUUUAAGGUGUCACUGAUAACGGAUAUAAUCACCGGGAUGCAAUAUAUUCAUAAUUCGCCAUUGAAAGUUCACGGAAAUCUGAAAAGCAGUAACUGUGUGGUGGACAACCGGUGGAUGCUAAAGAUUACAGACUUUGGAGUUCUCCGGCUUCGAUCGUUGUAUCAACAGGCUAAUCUUUCGGAAUACCAGCAGUACAGCAGGAAAUUUUGGACAGCACCAGAAUUUUUAAGGUUGCCCGAAAACCAAUGUCAUUCUUCUCAAAAGGGAGAUGUGUUUGCCAUUGGAAUCAUCCUAUUUGAAAUCCUGCAUCGAUCUCAGCCGUACGACACCGCUUCCGAUACUCCACAAGAAAUUGUUGCACGUAUCAGAAAAACGGAAAACCCGCCAUACCGACCACAUGUAGCUUAUCAAAAGGACAACAUUCUGGAAAAUAUGGACGAUGUACCUUCGGAAAUAACACAGAUCAUGACGUCAUGCUAUGAGGAGGAUCCUGAUGACCGUCCCAGUAUCUCCACCAUUAGGAGUUAUGUAUCCAAGAUAAAUAGAGGGAGACGGACCAAUAUUGUUGAUAACAUGAUCACUAUGUUAGAGAAAUACGCCAACAAUUUAGAACAAGUGGUGGAACAAAGGACAUAUGCACUUCUUGACGAGAAGAAAAAGACUGACUCUUUGCUUUACAGAAUGUUACCGCGAGUUGUGGCAGAACGACUUAAAUCUGGUGAAAACAUCUAUCCGGAAAUAUUUGAAUCGGUUACUAUCUUCUUCUCGGAUAUAGUCGGUUUUACGUCACUUUCCUCCAACAGUACACCAAUCGAAGUGGUGGACUUUCUAAACGACCUCUACACUAGCUUCGACAUGAUCAUAGCCCAGUACGAUGUAUAUAAGGUAGAAACCAUUGGAGACGCCUACAUGGUCGUGAGCGGACUUCCUGUAAGAAACGGUAAUCUUCACUCCAAAGAAAUAGCCAACAUGGCGCUAUCUCUGUUGGCGUCCGUGGAUACGUUUAAAAUAAGACAUCAACCGGACAUGAAACUGCAACUGAGAAUCGGCAUCCACACUGGGCCUUGUGCUGCAGGGGUUGUAGGUCGUACCAUGCCAAGAUACUGCCUGUUUGGGGAUACAGUCAAUAUGGCAUCCAGGAUGGAAUCAAAUGGAGAAGCACUAAGAGUGCACAUGAGUAGCGCCACAUACAAGUCGAUGUGUGAACACCAAGGAUAUGAUAUUCAGGAGAGGGGUAACAUAGAGAUCAAGGGGAAAGGGACGGUUAAAACUUACUGGCUGCUGGGAAGGUCGUCUACGAAAUCGACACUACCAUCACCAUUAUGUAAUGGGCUUGCGUAA
Ylistrum balloti is the source of this 3006-nucleotide messenger RNA. Its product is annotated as atrial natriuretic peptide receptor 1-like. Gene Ontology annotation, biological process: cGMP biosynthetic process; receptor guanylyl cyclase signaling pathway; intracellular signal transduction. Gene Ontology annotation, cellular component: membrane. Lineage: Eukaryota; Metazoa; Mollusca; Bivalvia; Pectinida; Pectinidae. The coding region runs from base 1 to 3006 and encodes 1001 amino acids. The transcript has 20 exons. The record is from RefSeq and is a predicted model, not a curated record. Gene Ontology annotation, molecular function: ATP binding; protein kinase activity; guanylate cyclase activity.